Molecule: messenger RNA, 297 nt
Organism: Fusarium poae
Lineage: Eukaryota; Fungi; Ascomycota; Sordariomycetes; Hypocreales; Nectriaceae
Exons: 1
Coding region: 1-297 (98 amino acids)
Source: RefSeq, a predicted model, not a curated record
AUGGGCAACGGACACCGCAUCAUCCUUCCAGAGCGUGAGGUGCAAGCCGUGUACCCUCACUUCGUGUACGGGUACUGGAAGUCGUUUUCAGGCGGUCGUUGCGCCAAGACAGGAUUCGACAUGUUUCACCCAUUCUUCAUCCACGGCCAUCGCAUGAGUCGCGCCGGCCGUGUCGAGUACGAAGUCCAAUGGGUUGGUUACGACGAACUCGACACUACCUGGGAGAAAGCUCGAGAUCUGGCUAUGUGGUCUUCGGACCUCAAAGAUGAAUACGACAGCGCCAAUCAGCUGCAGUGA